Messenger RNA from Epinephelus fuscoguttatus (brown-marbled grouper), 1311 nucleotides. RefSeq names its product Spi-1 proto-oncogene a (gene spi1a). Gene Ontology annotation, biological process: cell differentiation; regulation of transcription by RNA polymerase II. Gene Ontology annotation, molecular function: DNA-binding transcription factor activity, RNA polymerase II-specific; sequence-specific DNA binding. The transcript is spliced from 5 exons. Gene Ontology annotation, cellular component: nucleus. Lineage: Eukaryota; Metazoa; Chordata; Actinopteri; Perciformes; Serranidae. The record is from RefSeq and is a predicted model, not a curated record. The coding region runs from base 198 to 1001 and encodes 267 amino acids.
AACUAGGUGAUCAUAUGAAUUUGACAACUGGGUGAUAUGAACACACAGACAGUUUAGGGUCCAGCUUGUUUCACACUUUCAGUUCCCAUUUGUCUGGUGAAGUCAGCGACGUUGCGUGUUUCACAGUGAAGCAAUAAGAUAAAGUUAACAUUCAUCACAAGCUUCAAGGACCAGGAUUCUCAUGCUGCCUUGUUUACAUGAUGGACGGCUAUGCUAUACCACCUGCAUCAGAGGAAAUCCUUCCAAAUGAACCAGAGAACUAUCGACCUCCUGCAGAGCUGUACCCCUACCUCACUAAUGUGGGGGAGAUUUAUGAAGACCACAGAUGGACCUUCCACUCGGAGCGUGUCCAGCCGACGGACUUUGAGAACUCUCCAGUGAAUCACCUCGUAGAGCUUCAGCCGGUGUCUCCACAACAACUGGUGCAGCCGUACCGCUUCAGCAGUGAGUCUCUGCCCCUCCACCUGGACCCUUCACUUGGACCUCUCUCUGUGUCACCACAAAUCCCGUAUUACACGCCAUCCUCGUGCUACCAGUACCAACCCUCUGCCUCGCCUGGACAUUACUACUCAGAGGAGGAACAAAGAGGAAUCAGUCCUCCGUUUGAGGUUUCAGAAGGGGAGGAUGAAUUUGAAGUCCACAGCCACUCCUCCUUCAGGAAAGACACUAGUCUCCUAUUUUCCAAUCAAGGCAACAAGAAGAAAAUCCGCCUGUACCAGUUCCUCCUGGACUUGCUAAGAAGGGGUGACAUGAGUGAAAGUAUCUGGUGGGUGGACCAGGAGAAGGGCAUCUUUCAGUUCUCCACAAAACACAAAGAAGUUCUGGCCAGCCACUGGGGUACCCAGAAAGGAAACCGCAAAAAAAUGACUUACCAAAAAAUGGCUCGAGCUCUGAGGAACUAUGGUAAAUCUGGAGAGAUUAAAAAAGUAAAGAAGAAGCUGACCUACCAGUUCAGUGAGGAAGUGCUGAGGAACUUCUAUUUACGUCAGUAUCCUCACUGAUGAGGGAAUAAAGGCUGUCUGUCAAAAUGCUGAAAUCACUUAACUAGCCUAGAUUGUGUUUUCCUGCAAUUUCACUUAGUAGUUUUUCUACAAAGUUUUCUUACCUAUUUAUUUGUGAUGCCAGUGUACAUCCUCUACGGCAUUUGUUUCCAUACAAACUCUUUCAUUUCAAACUCAAGUGGAUUUUUGUGAGUGAAUUCAUGUGUUUGUGUACUAGGAUUAAAGCAUAAUUAAACAUCAUGGAUGAAAAAAAAAUACCUACAUGAUCUUUUUGUCACAAAGGUGUGUAAAUAAAUAUUAUGUUUCAUUA